AGAGUUGUGGUGUUGCGGCAAUUCGAUGGGCCGGAAACAUUGAAGGUUAGCAAUGUCGCAGUGCCGGGGAUUGAGCAUCAUCAAGUCCUUGUUGUGUUCGCAUUGUGUCAAUCAAUACAAUCGAUAGUGCGACACAUUAUGGUUUCAAUGUUACCGGACGUGAAUACGAUAUGCCUUUCAUUUUGGGACACGAUAUGAGUGGGGAGGUUGCCGCGGUUGGAGCUUCGGUUCUGUGUUUAACCGUAGGCCAAGAAGUCUAUGGUACUUCCCUUGGAUUUUCAUCCGAGGGUACUUUUGCUGACUAUGUGCAACCAUAUGAACUUAUCGGAAAACCGAAGCUAAUUACACAUGAGGAAGUGUCGGCCAUCCCUUUUGCUGCACCGACUAGAUGGACUGCUUUAAUAAGGAUUGCUGAGAUAAGAGAAGGGCAAAGGGUGCUAGUUAAUGGUGGGGAUGAAGCGACCGGUUUUGCGGCAAUUCAACUUGCAGUUACUAAAAGGUGCCGAGUUGUCGCCACUUGUCGCUGCCAAAAUAUUGAUCGGGUUUUGGCUGCUAGUCUUGAGCAGGCUAUUGACUACACAGCUGAGGACAUCAAAUCGGUUAAAGGGCAGUUUGAUGUGGUUUUGGAUACUUUAGGUGGAGCACAAUUCGAGAAAAUAGGCAUAAGUGUUCUGAAAAGAAAAGGACACUACAUAGUACUCCCGGUAAGAUAACUCCAGGUUGUAUGAUCUCCUCUUUUUGCAGAGAAUUUGC
Messenger RNA from Rhodamnia argentea, 753 nucleotides. RefSeq names its product reticulon-4-interacting protein 1 homolog, mitochondrial-like. Bases 171 to 713 code for a protein of 180 amino acids. The transcript has 5 exons. The record is from RefSeq and is a predicted model, not a curated record. NCBI's taxonomy places the organism in Eukaryota, Viridiplantae, Streptophyta, Magnoliopsida, Myrtales, Myrtaceae.